Episyrphus balteatus (marmalade hoverfly) is the source of this 7110-nucleotide messenger RNA. RefSeq lists its product as uncharacterized. Gene Ontology annotation, molecular function: nucleic acid binding. The record is from RefSeq and is a predicted model, not a curated record. The transcript is spliced from 2 exons. Lineage: Eukaryota; Metazoa; Arthropoda; Insecta; Diptera; Syrphidae. Bases 348 to 6884 code for a protein of 2178 amino acids. Gene Ontology annotation, biological process: DNA integration.
GUUGGCAAUGCUGUACAAAUUGUACCAGAAGAAUCCUCCCGUUGAGCUUACAGCUCCAAAAAGUAAAAAUGGCGGAUUUGAACUUCCGCCUUUUACAACUUGAUUUACUACCAGCCGCCAUUGUGAAAAAAUCACUUAAAAUUAAAUCUUAGCUUAAAUCUUAAAAACUAACUUAAAUAUACUAAGAUACCGAUUAAACAUAAAGAAAAUAAAAAGAAGAAAAAACUAUUGUUAAAACUUCUGCUUGAAGAUUCAAACAAGUUUUUUCAGUCGGAACCAAUACGUUCCAACAUUUUUUAACAAUAGUGCACCCCGAUCAAAAAGGCCAAAACCACAGCAACUAAAGUAUGCCGCCAAAAAAGACCCAAGAUGCCUUCUUCAAAUCCAACAAGACACGCAGAUCACCAAUACAAGAUGAAUUCAAUUGCUGCUCAUGCGACCAACCGGAUUCCUUUGAAGACAUGGUCCAAUGCGACAGAUGCAAAUCGUGGAGCCAUUUUACAUGCGCCGGAGUCGAUAGUUCGAUACAAAAUCAACCUUGGACAUGCGCCACGUGCACGACAGGUAAGUCUACUCAUUUACCUAUUAGUACAAAAGUAGUUUUCGCGUCUGCUGGUCAGGAUAUUAUCCCAAUAGAAAAUAUUAGCCAAACCCCUGUCGUCAAUAUUGCUUUAAAUACUACGUCUUCAUCAAAUAUAAACGCCUUAACCUCCGAUGACAUAAUUUCAUUGGUGCGUGCUACGACAAUCGAUUCGAAUCAAAACGUCACAUCAAGCCUAAUGCAUGAAACGAAUUCUGCAGUUUACACUACAUCUGGGGUGGAACCUACAGCGAAUGCAAUUGGUCUUGCCUCUACAUACGAUGCGUUGACGUAUACUGUAGAUUCCGUCAAUGCCUGUUUGCCUCAUGCUUCUUUAAAUGCCCCAUAUGAUCAGUCUAUAUUCACUUCAGCCAAUAGGGUAUUUGUAUCUUCUGCCUUUGGUGGAAAAACAACAUAUACUACAAACGUUAACCCAUAUCCUAACGAAACCCUUCCAAUAAACAGUCGUCUAAGCUACGCAGCGUUUCCGUCAUCGAAUGUUGCUUUGAGUCUCGCAAGUACCAUCAACCCAAUAUCAUCAUCAGUCCAAAUUACAUCUUCCUCUGCUAUGAGUAGUACCCAACUUCCACAAAACCAUAUGCCUGCUUCCCAUGCGACCAUCAAAAAAUCCAAUGUUCAGGGUAAUACCUCAAAGAGUUUGUGGUCCGUUAGCACCAGAGGUUCUGCAAAGCUAAAACUUGAGUUGCAGAUGUUGGAGGAGGAGAAUCUUUUGAGGGCGAAGCGUGAUCAAGAAGAACUGAAACUGAAAGAAACACGGGAUAAGGAAUACUUGCAGAGAAAAUAUAAACUCCUUCGUCAGCUAGCGGAUAAUACAUCAGAAUCUGAGGAGGAUGACGCCUCUUCAUCAAUAACGAAAGUUAAAAGCUGGCUGAACAAAAAUCCGAACGACAAUCUCGCAUCAACAACGAUCAGCUAUCCCCCAGCGAGCAAUACACAGAUUCCACACAUGCCAAAACAUGUGCCUCCACCGCAACUUAAGAAGUCAACAUUGCACCAUCAAUGCGCGUGGCAACCUGAGCAGCCCUCUCGACCACUAAAUCAACCACACAACCAUGCCUUUCCACCACCGCAGCAACAGCACUCGUUUGCCAUUCUACCUUCGCAGCAACAGCAGUCAUUUGCUCUUCCACCACCGCAGCAACAGCAGUCGUUUGCUCUUCCACCACCGCAGCAACAGCAGUCAUUUGGCAUUUACAACACCCAUGCUCCUCUACCACCCCAACAACAGCAUUCAUUUGACAUCUACAACUCAUAUCGCGGCAACUCUUCAACUCAACAGAUGUCUGGCCUACCUCCGUUUGGACUGUCCAACCAUCAUGGACUUUCAAAAGCCAAUAUAGCGUCUCGACACCUGAUAUCACGAGAUCUACAAAGCUUCGCAGGAAGCCCAGACGAAUGGCCAUUGUUUAUUUCGAAUUUUUGUAGAAGUACCGAAAUAUGUGCCUUCACAGAUGAAGAGAACCUUGUAAGACUACAAAAAUCGUUGAAAGGAAAAGCUUUGGAAGCAGUUCGAAGUCUUCUUAUUCAGCCGAGCUGCGUGCCUCGCGUUAUAUCUACACUCAAAAUGCUAUACGGAGACCCAGAACUGGUUGUUCAUGCACUGACACAAAAAAUACAAUCAACACCAGCUCCCAAAAGUGAAAAAUUGGAGACUCUUGUGAACUUUGCGCUUAUUGUCCAAAAUCUAUGUGCAACCAUUGAGGCUUCGGGUUUAGUAGCCCACCUUAACAACGCAACAAUUCUGAAUCACCUAGUACACAAACUGCCUCCGACUAUCCGCCUUGAUUGGGCGAGACAUAAACGAGGAAUACCAGAUUGCAACCUGUCCCAUUUUAGUAUGUGGAUAUAUGAGCUUGCUGAAGCUGCGAACAGCGUUCUUUUACCUGACAUUCCGUCAUUCACAUCCGAAUAUAAACAACAAGGAAAAAAAGACGCUAAAAAAGGUUUUCUCAAUGUCCACGAUGAUUAUGCAAGCCCUGAUGUCCUACAAGUAAUAAAAUCCAGAUGUUGUAUAUGCCAAGGAGAUUGCGAGUCGGUCGUCGACUGCAAAGAAUUUUUGAAACUCAACCGUACAUCUAAAUGGGCAGCAGUAAGAGAGCACCAGUUAUGUCGCCGGUGCUUACAAAAGCACAGUAAUAAAUAUUGCACUUCCACCACUGUAUGUGGCAAAAACGGUUGUACAUAUAAGCACAAUAAGCUUUUGCAUAAUGAUGAACAACUGACAUCUAAGGCUGGACAGAUUCUACUCCAUAGGCAAAUGUACUGCAGCGCUCACAGCAACAACUCGGAUCUCAUCCUAUUCCGUGUUGUGCCCGUAGUGCUUUACAGUAGAAGCAACAAAAUUUACACCUUCGCCUUCCUAGACGAUGGCUCCUCUCUAUCUUUAAUAGACGAAGAUAUUGCUAGAGAGCUGAAGUUGAAAGGAACUCCACGGCCUCUUUGCUUGCAAUGGACUGGGAAUACCCACAGGUACGAAGAUAACUCAGAAAUAAUUUCUCUUCAAAUAUCUGGCACAGCACCAAAAGCAGAAAGAUUUACCAUUGCAGAUGUACACACGGUCAAGAAGCUACAGCUGCCUGAACAAUCUGUAGACUUUGUUCGUCUUCAGCAACAAUAUAAACAUUUGAGUGGAUUACCAAUAGAAUCAUAUGAGCGCGCGACACCACGAUUGCUUAUCGGCCUGAAUAAUUCCAAGUUGAGCCUUCCCUUGAGGUAUAGAGAGGGAAAUUCGAAUCAACCAGUUGCGACUAAAACACGUCUUGGUUGGAUGGUGCAUGGCUGUUUUGGUGCAAAACCUGCCGACAUGACAUGCCCUUACGAAUUUAAUGGCUUUCAUUGUUGUGAAUGCGACGAUUCUGAAUUACAGCGUUUGGUGAAAGGGUUUAUUUCAAGUGACACCUUUGGAGCUACGAACCUUGAAAAGACAAUUCUAUCAACUGAGGAUCAACGUGCAUUACAAUUGCUAAAUACUUACACCAUUCGAAGAAAAGGGCGCUUCGAAACAUGUCUUCUGUGGAAGACCGAUGAAAUACAUAUGCCCGAUAGCCUUCCAAUGGCCAAAAAGAGAUUGUCCUGUCUUCACAAACGCAUGAAAAGAGAACCACAUUUAGCUGAAACACUUGACAAUAAAAUUAAAGAAUACGUGUCCAAGGGCUAUGCAAGAAAAUUGUCUGCUACCGAAUUAUCUGUUGAAAACCAAAAAGCUUGGUAUCUUCCGAUCUUCCCGGUUUACAACCCAAACAAACCAGGAAAGGUGAGGAUUGUGUGGGAUGCGGCAGCUAAAGUUCAAGGCGUAUCCUUAAAUUCAAUGCUACUCAAGGGUCCAGAUCAACUAACCUCACUAACCUCGGUUAUAUAUAAAUUCAGAGAAAAUCCCAUUGCAAUUUGCGCAGAUAUUAUGGAAAUGUUCCAUCAGGUACAGAUAAGGAACGAAGACCGCAGUUUUCAAAGAUUUUUAUGGAGCAAAAGCGAUAAACAAGAGCCAGAUGUAUAUGUGAUGAACGUAAUGACCUUUGGGGCGACAUGCUCCCCUUGUUCUGCCCAGUUUAUAAAAAAUAAAAAUGCUGACGAGUUCAGUCAAGCAUUUCCUAGAGCUGCCCGUGCCAUUAGGGAAAACCAUUAUGUCGAUGACCUAAUGGACAGCGUAGCUACCGAAGAAGAGGCAAUUCAACUGGCCAAAGAGGUUCGAUUUGUGCAUAGUCAGGGUGGGUUUAAAAUAAGGAAUUGGAUUUCCAAUUCGACGUCGGUCCUCAAAGCACUGAACGCAGAACCCACAGAUAAUAAAGAUUUAAACAUCGAUGUGGAACUGACCACAGAAAAAGUUCUGGGAAUGUGGUGGUGCACGUCAGUAGACUGCUUUACAUAUAAACUUAGUAAAAGCAUAAAUAAUUCCGAACUGCUUUUCGGUGUCCGGCGUCCCACGAAACGUGAUGUUCUUAGGAUUCUUAUGAUGAUUUUUGACCCUUUAGGCUUGAUAGCCCAUUUUCUUAUGUACGUCAAGGUUCUAUUACAAGAUAUUUGGCGCUCAAAAGUGGACUGGGACGAAGAAAUCAAAGAUUCUGAGUACACGAAUUGGCUGAAGUGGGUCAAAUUCUUGCCUUCAAUGGAAACGCUCCAAAUUCCUCGAUGCUACAUCACUCAUAACCCAAAAAGCGACUUUGAAAGACAGCUACAUGUUUUCGUAGACGCUAGUGAAAACGGAUUUGCUGCAGUAGCAUACCUGAGAAAUGAGACCGUUGAUGGAAUUGAGUGUUCUCUUAUCGGCGCUAAAACAAGAGUUGCUCCUCUGAAAAAUCUUUCAAUACCCAGACUUGAGUUGCAGGCUGCUGUUUUGGGUGCCCGAUUUGCCCAGAGUAUAGAGCAGUCGCAUAAUAUGAGCUUUUCGAAAAUUGUUUUUUGGUCAGAUUCAAAAACUGUACUCAGUUGGAUUCGAUCGGAUCACCGAAGGUAUAAACAAUUUGUGGCCGUCAGAGUAAGCGAAUUAUUAGAUCUCACUGACAUAUCAAAAUGGCGAUGGGUCCCCACGAAGAUGAAUGUAGCUGAUGAGGCAACAAAGUGGCAGAAGAUCCCAGAAUUCAAAACCACGAGUCGGUGGUUUACUGGACCCCAAUUCCUUAAGCUACAUCAGGAACAUUGGCCACAGGAAACUCCCAUUAAUGAAAACGAUACAGAAGAAGAACUUAAAACAUGCUUCCUCAAUAUCCACACAUCUAGAGAAAAUAUAUUUCGUUAUAAUGAAAACUCUAACUGGAUACGGUUGCUGAGAAGUACAGCUUUCGCACUCCGCUUUACUUAUAAUGCGCGUAGUAAGAAAUUUAAAUAUGAGAGAUCGGUCGGACCCCUUUCCCGAAAAGAACUUCAGUCUGCCGAGGUUGCACUUCUUAAAGAAGCUCAGUAUAGUGUGUAUGCUGAGGAAAUCGCAGACUUACAAGCUAACCAACUGAUAGAACGAUCUAGUAUAUUAUACAGUCUUUGUCCAGGUUUGGAUGAAAAUGGCGUCAUGAGGGCAGUCGGAAGGAUUCAGUAUGCAGAAGGGGUCGAUGAGAAUAUGAAACGCCCAAUUAUCCUUCCAAGAGAUCAUCGAGUGACCUUUCUAAUUAUUAUGCAGGUACACUGUAAGUACCACCAUCAACACCAUGAGACGGUAGUCAACGAAGUUCGGCAAAAAUUCCACAUAUUACAACUGAGAGCUGCUCUAGCCGCAGUAAGACGGGCCUGUCAGGUAUGCAAGAACAAUAGAGUUAAGCCACUUCAUCCUAUUAUGGCCCAACUUCCACCAGCCCGGCUUGCUUCCUUUUGCCGUCCGUUUUCUUUCGUCGGAGUAGACUACUUUGGACCAAUGAACGUAACCAUUCACCGAAGAACAGAAAAAAGAUGGGGUGUGCUUCUGACAUGCCUCACAACUAGAGCGGUACAUCUUGAGGUAGCACACUCACUGUCAUCGGACUCGUGUAUUUUGGCGAUCCGAAACUUCAUAGGCCGUCGUGGAACCCCAAUCGAAAUGUACAGCGAUAACGGGACAAAUUUCGUUGGGGCUGAGAGAGAGCUUCGGGAAGCACUUCAAAAUAUAAACCAAAACAAGCUCAUAGAAACCUUUACUUCAACAUCAACUAAGUGGAAGUUCAUCCCUCCAGGAUCGCCGCAUAUGGGAGGAAGUUGGGAAAGGCUAGUAAGAUCUGUAAAAACUACACUUUACCAAGUUAUGCCAGACCGGAAUCCUUCCGACGAACUUCUCCGUAGUAUGCUCAUCGAGGUAGAAAAUAUCGUUAAUUCACGACCGUUAACAUACAUCCCUAUCGAUAGUGAAAACGAAGAGGCACUUACUCCUAAUCAUUUUCUGCUAGGCUCUUCGAGUGGUUCUAAACCACUAGCAAUAUUUGAUGACGACAUAAGGGUGCUAAAAAAUAAUUGGUUAAUAUCUCAGCAGUUCGCGGAACACUUUUGGAAACGAUGGGUACGAGAGUAUCUUCCCACAAUAACUCGUCGUGCAAAAUGGUUCGAGCCAGUAAAACAAAUAGAAGUCGGUGACAUAGUAGUCAUCACAGAUCCAAACAGCCCCAGAAAUUGCUGGCCAAAAGGUCGAGUGGUACUGACCAAAACUUCCAAAGAUAACCAAGUCCGCAGCGCCUUUGUCAAAACACAGUCGGGUGUUUACGAAAGACCUGUGAUUAAACUAGCGGUCCUAGACCUUACGAAUUCUCAAGAUGUAAGUCCACGGAAGGAUCUACCUGGGGGAAGUGUUGGCAAUGCUGUACAAAUUGUACCAGAAGAAUCCUCCCGUUGAGCUUACAGCUCCAAAAAGUAAAAAUGGCGGAUUUGAACUUCCGCCUUUUACAACUUGAUUUACUACCAGCCGCCAUUGUGAAAAAAUCACUUAAAAUUAAAUCUUAGCUUAAAUCUUAAAAACUAACUUAAAUAUACUAAGAUACCGAUUAAACAUAAAGAAAAUAAAAAGAAGAAAAAACUAUUGUAAGUAGUAUAAAAUAAUACCUUUCUAUGUAAAUAUAUUA